AUGCCUGCCAUUCCCCCAUCGCGGCUUGUUGCCUUGCAGUCCAAUGCAGACAAUAUUCGCAACAUUUGCAUUCUUGCUCAUGUCGAUCAUGGCAAAACCUCUCUUACUGACUCCCUCAUUGCCACGAAUGGGAUAAUCUCACCCAAAAUGGCAGGCAAGAUCCGUUACCUGGACUCCAGACCCGACGAACAGACUCGCGGUAUUACAAUGGAAAGCAGUGCCAUCAGUCUAUACUUCAGUAUGAUGCGGAGGCAGCAAGAUAUCGCAGAACCAAAGAAAGAGGAGUAUCUGAUAAAUCUGAUAGACAGUCCUGGUCACAUUGACUUCUCGUCAGAAGUCAGUACUGCAUCACGACUUUGUGACGCUGCCAUUGUUCUCGUCGAUGCAGUGGAAGGUGUAUGUUCUCAGACAGUCACCGUACUACGGCAGGUGUGGGUCGAGAAACUGAAACCUUUACUAGUCAUCAAUAAAAUAGACAGACUAAUCACUGAACUCAAAAUGACUCCUGCUGAGGCGUAUUUGCAUCUUGAGAGAGUACUCGAGGGUGUCAACGCUGUUAUUGGGGGGUUCUUUCAAGGUGAGCGCAUGGAAGAAGAUCUUCAAUGGCGAGAAAAGCUCGAUCAGAGGAAACAAGCCCGGGAGCAGCAGAAGCAGGAAGCCCUGAGUGACACCACUUCUGAAGCUGAUGUGGAACAACAAUAUGAAGAGCGUGAUGAUGAAGAUUUAUAUUUUGCCCCAGAAAAGAACAACGUUAUCUUUGCAAGUGCAAUUGACGGGUGGGCAUUGACCGUCCGGCAAUUCGCUGCCAUCUAUGAGAAGAAGCUGGGCAUCAAGCGUUCUAUCCUCGAGAAAGUCCUUUGGGGUGACUUCUAUCUGGACCCAAAAACCAAGAAAGUCCUCGGUCAAAAGCAUCUGAAAGGAAGAAAUCUGAAGCCAAUCUUCGUUCAACUGGUGUUGGAACCUAUAUGGCAAGCAUAUGAUGCCACGGUUGGCAUCAAUGGCAGUCGUGGAGAUCCAGCUUUGUUAGAGAAAAUCACAAAAUCUCUCUCCAUUAGUCUUCCAGCACACAUCGCUCGAUCACGAGAUACCAAGGCUGUCCUACAGGCUCUCUUCUCGUCAUGGCUUCCCCUGUCAACCGCGCUCCUGGUUUCCGUUAUCGAAUAUCUCCCUAGUCCGCCAAUCGCUCAGGCUACUCGCUUGCCAGAGAUGAUUGACGAGGUGGUUGGGACCAAAAGUGUGGACCAGACUCUCAAAGAUUCAAUGGUUCAUUUCAAGACUGAUGCAACUGCGCCAGUGGUGGCGUAUGUUAGCAAAAUGGUUGCCAUCCCAGAGAGCGAACUCCCCUCCAAACGGAGGAAAUUAGGCACAGCUCUAACUGCGGAUGAAGCGCGCGAAUUGGCCCGCAAAAAGAGAGCAGAAAUCGCAAAAGCUCAGGCGGAAGCCAAUGGAGAAACGGACGUCGGACAGAUCACAAAUGGUCUCAACUCGACGAGAAUAGGAGAAGAGGUCGAUGAGAUCCUGACACCAGAACAGCCAGAAGACCCCGAACACCUAAUUGGGUUUGCCAGAUUAUAUUCUGGAACUCUUUCCGUGGGCGAUGAGCUUUACGUACUGCCACCUAAAUUCAAUCCUGCAUUUCCUCAUGCAUCACCCGAGCCACGAAAAGUCCCCAUCACCGCAUUAUAUCUUCUGAUGGGCCGGAGCCUGGAACCCUUGGAGAAAGUACCUGCUGGAGUGGUCUUCGGUAUUGAAGGAUUGGAAGGGCAUAUUCUUAAAACAGGCACGUUAUGCUCUCAACUUGAAGGUAGUAUUAACUUGGCAGGGGUUGCAUCUUUCAGUCAACCAAUUGUUCGAGUUGCGCUUGAGCCCACUAACCCUAUGGAUCUUAACAAGAUGAUCAAGGGCUUGAAACUCCUGGAGCAGAGCGAUCCAUGCGCAGUUUAUGAACAGAUGGAAAGUGGUGAGCACGUCAUUCUUACUGCCGGAGAGCUUCAUUUGGAAAGAUGUCUGAAAGAUCUCCGAGAACGCUUCGCGAAAUGCGAUAUUCAACCCGGCGAGCCUAUUGUGCCGUAUCGAGAGACCAUAGUCAAGGCAGAAGAGAUGGAACCUCCCAAGCAUAAAGAUUUGCCUAGAGGAGCAGCUAUAGCUGUCACAGCAUCUAAGGUUGUCUCUGUCAAACUUCGAGUUCGGCCUUUACCGGAGAAUAUUACAGAGUUCCUCAUAAAGAAUGGAGCGUCAAUCCGGAGGCUCUAUGCAGAGAAGCAAGCGCAAGAAGAUGGAAUCAAGAAUGCAGAGGAUGUCGACGAGGAUGGCGCCAUUGAUCUGGGUUAUGAUGCAGGACAUGAACGGAGCAAUCUCUCACUACAAGAAUUCCGACAACAGCUACAGAAAGCAUUUGACGAGGUGGAAGAGGACAAGGAAGAAUGGCAAAAAGUCGUCUCCAAGAUUUGUGCCUUUGGUCCCAGACGCAUCGGGCCAAAUCUAUUUAUUGAUGCAACUGAGAGAAACACAUGCAAACGCUUCCUCCUGGAGCAGAACGAGAUCAAACACAACCACGACAGCGAAGCGCAGAACAACGAAUCUGACUCUUCUCCAACAUACGAUUUCUCAGACACAAUAGCAUACGCCUUCCAGCUGUCGACCUCCCAAGGCCCAUUGUGCCGUGAACCGACACAAGGCAUUGCUGUGUUCCUAGAAGAGAUCACAUACCACGACGAAUCCAAUGGCGAAUCCUCAACAACAACCGUGGAAUCAGGUCGACUCACAGGCGAACUCAUCACCUCAGUACGCGAGACCAUCCGGUCUGCAUUCCUCGACUGGUCUCCACGCAUCCUGCUCGCAAUGUACAGCUGCACGAUCCAAGCAACACCGGAAGUGCUGGGACGGGUGUACUCGGUACUCACGCGACGUCGCGGCUCGAUCCUCUCGGAAGCCCUGCUGGAAGGAACCCCUUACUUCACGAUCGAAGCAACCCUGCCAGUCGCCGAGUCGUUCGGCUUCAGCGAGGAGAUCCGCAAGCGUACUUCCGGGCUCGCGCAGCCGAUGCUCAAAUUCGUCGGGUUCCAGAUGCUCGACGACGUCGAUCCCUUCUGGGUGCCGAGGAGCGAAGAGGAACUCGAGGAUUUGGGCGUGCAUGGUGAGCGGGAGAACGUUGCCAAGAAAUAUGUCGAUUUGGUGAGGGUCCGGAAGGGUCUGCUGGUCAAAGGUUAUCGUGGCGGACGGGAUGCGGAGAAACAGAAGACUCUGAAGACGAAUUAG
This is a messenger RNA of Exophiala bonariae, 3258 nucleotides long. RefSeq lists its product as uncharacterized. Bases 1 to 3258 code for a protein of 1085 amino acids. Gene Ontology annotation, molecular function: GTPase activity; ribosome binding; GTP binding. The record is from RefSeq and is a predicted model, not a curated record. Gene Ontology annotation, cellular component: cytosol; ribonucleoprotein complex. The transcript has a single exon. Gene Ontology annotation, biological process: cytosolic ribosome assembly. Lineage: Eukaryota; Fungi; Ascomycota; Eurotiomycetes; Chaetothyriales; Herpotrichiellaceae.